Molecule: messenger RNA, 2433 nt
Organism: Pimephales promelas (fathead minnow)
Lineage: Eukaryota; Metazoa; Chordata; Actinopteri; Cypriniformes; Leuciscidae
Gene: nudt17
Product: nudix (nucleoside diphosphate linked moiety X)-type motif 17
Biological process (GO): NAD+ catabolic process; NADP+ catabolic process
Cellular component (GO): peroxisome; cytosol
Molecular function (GO): NADH pyrophosphatase activity
Source: RefSeq, a predicted model, not a curated record
UUUUUACAUUAAAUAGACUUUUAUUUUAAAACAUCAGAAGCCAUUUCCGGAGGCUCAUAUCGGUGUUUGUUAUGGUCUGGUGUUGGGGUUCAGAGGCUUGACAGCAUGUUUGUGUCUCUGCUCUAAACACUCAUUCAUGCGCUCUGACUGACUAUCUCCUGGAUAGCGUUAGUUAAGUUGCUCAACCUACUAGUACUGUAUGCUAUACAAUGAAUGUUUCGUAGCGUUUUGUCAAAACAUAAAAGAAAAAAAGUUAAUUAUUCAUCAUAUUAUGUGGUGAUGUCUACACACAGUAUGGAUAAAGUGCGAAAGAUUGUAGUUCAUCUGUCGAAGGAAACCAAAAACGCGGCUCCGCAGUGCGCGCGAUUCGUGCAGAGCAUAACUGGACACUUUGGCGGGAGUGAGGAUCAGGUAAAUGUGAGCUGUUCUUUGCAGAAUAACAGAUUUAUUUUAUGUGACCGGUCAUGUGAUGGAACAGUUCCUCUGAAGAGGGCGUCGUUUUGCCCCAUCAAAUACCUGUCUCACUCAGAGGCAGUCUCCUUGCCUCCCGAGACCCUCAGCCGUGGGGUAGACGUGGGCGUGGCUGUGCUCCUGCAGUCCGCUGAUCAGAAGCUGUUGCUGACGCGUCGUGCCUCCAGCCUCCGGAUCUUCCCCAAUGUUUGGGUUCCGCCUGGAGGCCAUGUGGAGCUGGAUGAAAAGCUGUUGGAUGCAGGACUCAGGGAGCUGCAGGAAGAGACUGGUCUGAAACUGAGCCCGGAUGAGUUCUCCUCUCAGCUGCUCGGCCUAUGGGAGUCAGUGUAUCCGCCCAUGUUGUCCAGAGGACCGCCUCAGAGACAUCACGUCGUGACGUAUAUACUUCUGAAGAGCUCUCAAUCACACCUGCAGCUUCAGGCUUGUUUGCACCCAGAUCCUGCUGAAGUCAGUGCGUGUGUGUGGGUCGAUGCAGGCCUGGUGAAAGUUGUGGUGUCUGCUGUAGAUGGUGAGAAGGAUUCUGUUCGAAUACCAGCUGACCUGCCACAGACCAUCAGUGUGACGGAGGUGUCCCCACACGCUGAGCUGAGCGAGACCUCACUGCCCGUUUCUCUGUUCUGUAACCGGGCCCCGGAUGACGGCGAGGACAUUGAACGAGUCAGCACCGGAACCAAAUUUGCAUUAGAGUUGUGGUUGAAAACACUGGGGCCUCAAGCUGAGAAGGCCUGACAAUGACUCUCUGCCAGCUUCUGUUUAUGUUCGUUACCAUUUAACCAGUGCCUUGAGGAAGACAGCACCACCUGCUGGACCGGAGCUAUUUCAGCAGUUCAUGUUAUUCAGGAACAAGAAGUUUCAAACUGAAUAUCACUAGAAUAUGUGGUAUUUUUAUUUAAUCCCUGUCAGUGCGCAACAUUUGUCAACAUUUAUUUUGAAUCACAAAAGAAACAACUGUGUCCUCUCUGUUAAAGCUGACACAUUAAAGUUGGUUUAAAGGUAAUUUAAAUAAUUAAAAUCUGAAUAUUCACUUUGUCUCUUUUUAACUCCACAAUAAUCAAACAAUUUCAUAUGCAGAAUAAAUGAAUCAUGCCAAAUAAUCAAGUGUGUGUGUGCAUGUAGGUAUGGACGGAUGGAUGUAUUGAUUCAGGGUCAGUGUAACCAGAAGAUUUGAGACUAAAAUAUGAGAAAAAUGACAUUUCAUCACAGAUUACACUUAAACACAAAGAUAAGCUGCAGAAUUUCACUUGCUGCCCAAGAUCUCGUUGUGUUCUUGCUGUUCAAAUACUCCAUAUCUUCUCCAUCAGGAUAAUGCCUGGGACAUUUUUCUCCUCUUUGCUUUUAAGCAGAAAUUGACCUGAAGUUACAACUGCGGUUGUAACUUCUGGUCGUAACCCUUGACCGACUGUUUCUGUUCAGUUUAUUCCAUACCGAGUUACUAAUCAAACUAUUCAUCCCACAGCCAUUUUCAGAAACUCUUUAAUUUCACUAAAUCACUGUUAAUACAUCACAUCAUUCAAUCCAUGUUCAAAAGUUACAAAGUACAUUGUGCAAAGGUAUAUUGUAGGAAAAUAGAUUCGAAAUAGAUGGUAAUGGCAUGUAAAAUAAUUUCCCUGUCUGUUCAGCUUCCUGCAGCGCAGUGCCGGCUGUAUGACAGUUAUUCUUCCAACAGUUUUCCUCAGGUCUUGUUCUUCACACAUAGAAGGAGUGACAGUGUUGGGGAGUCAGAGAACCUGAAUGAUAGAUUCUAAAUGUGAGAAUGAGAUUGAGCUCUGUUUGGUUUGUGUGUCAUAGGUACUGCUGCAUGUGUGUUUUACUGUACCUGUGUCCAUCAUUUGUUCACCACGUACAUUCCUGUCCGGUUUUUCGGGGGUUUUUCUCUGGCGUCCUGUUAUUAACAGAGUCAGUUAUCAUUACAUGUAUGCACACCAUAAUUCCUAUUCUGAAAAUAAAACAAUGCUUCCUUCA